Molecule: messenger RNA, 1680 nt
Organism: Wasmannia auropunctata (little fire ant)
Lineage: Eukaryota; Metazoa; Arthropoda; Insecta; Hymenoptera; Formicidae
Gene: wuho
Product: tRNA (guanine-N(7)-)-methyltransferase non-catalytic subunit WDR4
Exons: 2
Coding region: 483-1637 (384 amino acids)
Biological process (GO): RNA (guanine-N7)-methylation
Cellular component (GO): tRNA methyltransferase complex; nucleus; cytosol
Molecular function (GO): tRNA (guanine(46)-N7)-methyltransferase activity; protein binding
Source: RefSeq, a predicted model, not a curated record
CGUAAAGGCGUCGUGGCGCGCGGAACUGCCGUCGAACGAUUUCCCGACCAAAGCCGAAUUGACCCGAGCCGCGCGAAUCUGCGCAGGAUUCACACUGCACUGCGCGUCCGCGACAAACAACGGGAAAGCAACCUAACCUAGAGUGAUCUCUAACCUAACCUCUUCUACUGCCCCUCUGCAGCCCCGCUGAUGUUGCUUGCACGUUUUUCAACGAGACCGGAAGCGCGUUAGUCCUUAUGUUAGUUAUCUUAUAUAAGUCCUGUCAGAAUUGAACAAGCCUGGAAGUCAAGCCCUUCGACCUCCGGGUUCUACGAAGAAACUGUGGUACGUAGAUCCGUACGGACAACCAAGGGCCACAAGAAGAAGUCCUGUCAAGGCUAUGAAAUUCCAACCGGAGCCGGAGAAAAGAUCACGCUGUUGAUCGCGUUGCCGAACGGUGAUAUUACCUUGGAAAUCCUCUCUCACGAGCGCGCGUCACAACCAUGAGCUUCUCCGUGCACGAACCGUACGUGGCUAUGUGCAACAACGAACGUGUGAUAAUACACGAUAUCGACAAGAGGACUGAGAACACGAUCAUCCUGCCGGAUCUGAACGGCAGGAUAACCAAGCACAACAAUGGGGACAACGAGGCCUGUCACGAUACGUUUCUGGCGUUUUCGGAGGACGGGAGGUAUCUCGCCGUGUGCACGAAUCGCAAGCAGCUGUGCCUGUACGAAACGAGCGGCCUGACACUCCUGUCGAGUCGUACGCUCGCCAGGGCCGCGAGCAGAAUGAGAUUCUCGCCGAGCAACGACAUCGUGAUAGCGGACAAAGCCGGCGAGGCCUACCUGUUCUCGACCACCGACCGUCCAACGGAGAGCGGAACCCCGAUCCUGGGACACGUGUCGAUGCUCUUCGACGUGCUCGUCACGCAAGACGCGAGAUACGUUCUGACGGCCGACCGGGAUGAGAAGAUCAGAGUUUCCACGUUCCCGAACUGCUACAACAUUGUAUCCUACUGCCUGGGACACGAGAGAUUCGUGACGAACAUCUCGGAGUUGCCGCACGAGAGGAGCGUCCUGAUAUCGUGCGGUGGCGACGGUGACAUCAAGCUCUGGGACUACAAGUGCGGAAUUGAAUUAACGUCCGUGAGCUUUUGCGAUAGGAUAUCGAGUUGCGACUUGGAGAAUUAUAAUCAACUUCUGCGUGACAUUCAUUACGACGAAUCCAUGAGCGCGCUGCUCGUCAAGUGUCUCAGAGUGUCUUACCUCAGUAGAAUGGAGUCCUUGAUUGUAAUGAGUUUCUAUACCAGCAAAACACUGUUGGUUUAUAGGAUUAGUGGCAGCUGUGACACACAGUUACAAGUGAGCUAUUUGGAGUCCAUAACUGCGAAAGCCGAACCUAUAGAAUGCCUUUUGCACAGACAGUGUUUGUGGGUAUUAACGGAUGAAGGGUUAGAGGUAUAUAAAUUCGACGACAGAUUUGUAACUCACGAUGCUCUGAGUUACUCGAUCAGUCGUCUUAAUACGUCCUGGCAGAGUUUGAAAAACACUGUCGGCAAUCGGAACUUGUUUCCACCUCUGUAUAAAAGAAAAUAUGACAAUGUACAGGAAUAUCAAAGAAGGAAGACGAUUCGUCUUGCACGCAAUGCAGAGUAGAUUGUAAUACCAUCCUUGCAAAUAUAAAGAAAAUAUUUUCUGA